This is a messenger RNA of Papilio machaon (common yellow swallowtail), 973 nucleotides long. RefSeq names its product F-box only protein 7-like. The transcript has a single exon. Bases 94 to 951 code for a protein of 285 amino acids. Gene Ontology annotation, biological process: positive regulation of autophagy of mitochondrion; autophagy of mitochondrion. NCBI's taxonomy places the organism in Eukaryota, Metazoa, Arthropoda, Insecta, Lepidoptera, Papilionidae. The record is from RefSeq and is a predicted model, not a curated record. Gene Ontology annotation, molecular function: protein kinase binding.
AUUGACAACUUGAUAUGUAAAAUUGUGUAGUAUUAAUUGCCAUGACUCUUCAGUAUAAAUAUUUAUGCACUCAAUUUAGUAUUAUUUCUUGAAAUGUCUCUAAAAUUGGAAGAUAGUACAAUAGAAAAUAUAUCCUCUUUACUAGAUACUCUGUCUAGGGAAGUGCUCUCACAGAAUAAAGGCACAGAACCUGUACAAAAUGAUCUUUUCUAUGUAUUGAUUAUUGUUUUGAUGCUAGAAAAUGGAUUUCUGCCAGUUAUUAAUGAUUCCGAGGUUAUGGAAAAUAUUAAUUCUUAUGAUGUUCAACAUUUAAUACCUAAAAAAUUGGAGACUGGGCUGUAUGAGGCUAAGUUUGUAAUGUUUGGGUGUCCAGACUUUCCAUUGAAGCUUAUUAUAAGUCCACUGGGUGCACUGAUGUUAAUAAAUUUGAUGAUUAAUGACAUGAAUGGUGAAAUUUAUUCUGUUUGUUUACCGAUCAGUCGCUAUGUUGUGUCACCUCGAGCUUCAACAAUUCCUAUGAUAUUUCGUGAUUUAAAGCAUCUCUCAGUUACUUUCAAGAACAAAGUUUUAUCAGCAGUAAAAAGCAAGAUUCUUAGUUACUAUGGAUAUCCCAGUGCCAGUUUAGUUGGCCUUCCAGAUGAGAUAAUAAUGUUUAAUAUUCUGCCUUACCUACCUGUUAGAGAUGUAUUAAACAUAUCAGAAACUUGUAAGCGUCUAAAAGCUGUAGCGAGCAAUGAAGGAUUAUGGCGAGAAAUGUAUAAAAGAGAUUUCAAGGAUAAUACAUCUGUUGAAACGAGUUGGAAGACAUUAUAUAAAGAAAAAUAUUUAUCACAAGAUAAAACAAAAAGUACAUCCAGUAGAAACAUACAGGAUCACCAUUCAGUUACUUCAUUUUAUCCGGAUGAUAGAAAUAUACCCUUUUAUAUUUUUCCAUUACGAGAUGUGAUAUAAUUUUAUUUUUCAAUUAAAGGAG